CCGGCUGUAGAAGCGGAGAAAAAGUGACAGUUCGCAGUCUUCUUCGAUAUAUGUAAUGCAACGUAAAAUAAAUACCUAGUAAGAUACACAUUAACAAAGAAACAUAUUAGAUGAAAAUAUCUGAAUCUUCUUCUUGCAGGCAGACUAGAUGACUGCUAGGGGAAGUUGACAUUAGUAGUUUAGUGGCUCCUAGAUGCCUGUGUUACAGCCCCAUGAUAUGACCACACAAAAUGGCUGCAGUUCCCCAACACACAGAGCCUCAGCCAAUGCUGAUUGGGCACAAGGUACACCCAUAGGCCAUCAUGGCACCAAAGUUGUCCCCAGGGGAGAAUUUGAUGGGCAAAGUAAAACAUUGCGGUCUCCUAGGAGAUCACAAAGGUACACAGGCCUUAAGCUAAAUGAUGAGUUUGAAGGAAAGUCCAAUCCAACUAGUGAUGCACAUGCAGAAGACAAUCCUGCUGAUGACCAAGUAUUUCAUGAUAAUGGAACACAAGAGAAUGGAGGAGUUGAUAUUGAUGAGCAAAACGCUGAGCUUGAGUCAGGCGGGAAAUAUCCACAUGUUAAAUCUGCAGUUAGGCAUAACUCAUCUACAGCUAAAAGGCAUCAUUCCGCAGCUACGCAAUCUUAUAUCGCAGCUUUGCAGUCCGCUGGUACCCACUCUCAUUCCACAGGGCCCAAUUACAACAGCCACCCAACUACAGCAAGGCAACAUAAAUACAAACAUCGCCAAGUCUCAAAUCUCGAUCAUAGCAAUAAACCCAACAAUCCUUUCUCCUGCAUCCCCGCAGAUUCAUGUAAAUCGGAGCAACAGCGUGAAAAGGAGUUUCUGGCCCUAGAGCAGCGACACGUCCAUGAUGUGUAUGAUCACAUAGCUCCACAUUUUAGUGACACGAGGUAUAAGGCGUGGCCCAAGGUACAGGAGUUUCUGGAGCAGUUAGAGCCGGGUUCCCUUGUGGCAGAUGUAGGAUGUGGUAACGGAAAAUACCUCGGCAUCAACAAGGACAUCUAUAUCUUAGGCUCAGACCACUGCCAUAAACUCGUGGAAAUAUCUGCAUCUAAAGGCCACAAUGCGAUGCUUUGCGACAACCUACAACUUCCUUAUAGGGAUGGUAUUUUUGAUGCGGUGAUAUCCAUAGCAGUAAUCCACCAUUUUUCUACCGCAGAACGUCGUAAUAUGGCCUUAAGAGAAUUGGCGAGGAUUCUACGUCCUGGUGGAGUGUUGAUGGUCUACGUAUGGGCAAUGGAGCAGGAGAAAAGAAAGUUUGAAGCUCAGGAUAUCCUAGUUCCGUGGCAGUUACAUCCGAGACAUAGACGAAGAAGAAGUAACAGCAGCAAACAACGUGGUGAAUACAAGAUCUCCAGUACAAGCUCCAUCAGUGACGAUGAUUUCCCUAAACAAGGAAGUUUUGACAGCAGUGUUUCCGAUCAAAGCCUUGAAACUGGAAGCGAAUCUGAAAGUUCCACAACUCGAGAAAGCGCAUCGAGUGGUACCGAUAGUUCGCGUGAUCCGGGGGAUGAAAUUCAGGUUCACAACAGGAAGUCAUCCUUGCGACAGGAAGCAUUGAGAAUCCUUUCCAGCAUACAGACUUUAACACAGGGGUUUAAAUCGGGAGUGGAUCCCGAGAUAAGCAACGCUGUAGGAAAGGUCAAGGACACUAGUCACGUUACACUCAGGGAUUCAGCUACUUGUGAAGCUGUGUAUGAAACUCCGACUGUUACGCGCUUUACCUCCGAUUUCCGUCCAUUUUUGUCACCAAAUAAGGAGAAAGUUAAAAGAAGCUACUCUGUACCUGCAACAGAGACUUUCUCCCCUAGGACAUUUGUUUCUGGGAAAAAUUCAUCUACACGUGGGACUUCCUUACCUGGGACUCCUGCUCAUAAAUGCGAGAGUAAAAUCACUGGUGCCGGUAAUGUAAAAUCAAAUUCCCACAAACUUGGGACUACUUUCACUGACACUUUUAUACCUAAGACCAUUUCCCCUGAAACACCUAAAUGUGAAUGCCACUCUCAAAUGAGACAGAUGUACAAGGAGAAAAAAUCAGCUUCGGAGGAAAAGCGAUCGUUCAAUUUACUUGAUUUUGUCGUGUCGAAGAUCACCAAGAAACGUUCCAAAUCAGAGACAUCUGCUGAAGAUGACACUCCAAACAGAGAUAAGGUUUACCAGAAACUCAUACAUCAUAUCGUGGAACACGAGGGCCACCAUUUCGGAACGGAAAAUGAUAUUUUCUCUGAUAUUGGUGAUGAAGUAUUCCAAGUGAGGGAAUUUCCCCAAAGCAGUAGACCACAGCCUCGUUCUGAGAAAAUUGAAAGUGAGGCUGGGACAGAUAAUUGCUCAGAUAAGCGUCACAAUAAAUCUGAUCUCAAAGUACAAGCAGAAAAUUGCUCAGUCGAACUCUCUACAUCACGCAUACAGAGAAACGGCACUUUACGUGACGUACCAAAUCGUGAAAAGAUGCUUACUACUCAAUCAUUGAGUGACGCAACAAUGCAUUCCUCCGAGUAUAUCACUAAUAUGCCAGAAUCGAUCAAAGACGCAAUUAUAUCGCAAAAUGCACAGGAUGGAAAUCAGCCAGAAAUCAAGCGCAAUAUUCCGAAACAUAGCACUAGGAAACAAAGCUUCGAGAAACGAAACAUGGACAAAAAUAAAUCAAUCUCAGGGACAAAGAAUGUUGAAACAACUGAGGAACUGCCGGGGCAGUAUCAACGCUAUUAUCAUGUCUUUAAGAAAGGCGAGCUAGUCCGUUUAAUCGAGAAACACGUCAAAGAGCUUGAAGUGCUCGAAUCUUAUUUUGAUCAUGCAAAUUGGUGUGUUAUAGCUAGGAAAGUGCAAUCUUAA
Molecule: messenger RNA, 2836 nt
Organism: Owenia fusiformis
Lineage: Eukaryota; Metazoa; Annelida; Polychaeta; Sabellida; Oweniidae
Source: the annotation of a GenBank genome assembly